This is a messenger RNA of Limulus polyphemus (Atlantic horseshoe crab), 5994 nucleotides long. It is a transcript of the gene Gclm, whose product is annotated as glutamate--cysteine ligase regulatory subunit-like. The coding region runs from base 75 to 917 and encodes 280 amino acids. Gene Ontology annotation, cellular component: glutamate-cysteine ligase complex. The transcript is spliced from 7 exons. Lineage: Eukaryota; Metazoa; Arthropoda; Merostomata; Xiphosura; Limulidae. The record is from RefSeq and is a predicted model, not a curated record. Gene Ontology annotation, molecular function: glutamate-cysteine ligase catalytic subunit binding; enzyme regulator activity. Gene Ontology annotation, biological process: glutathione biosynthetic process.
CUUUUAAGUUCUAGUAAUAUAUGAGGAAGUGAGAGAGAAACGAUCGGGUUGUUUAGCCUUACUACUUAAAUGAUAUGAUGACGACAAAUAACAUGAAAAUACCGGAUAACAUUGAAAAGAUAAUUGUAGAUACUGGAAAUUUAAUAGCUUGUAAAGAAUUAAGACGAAAGGCUUCUCAGACACCGAGAGAUGAGUUAAUUGAAAGCGUAAGCAACAUUCUUAAGAAACAUAUAGAAGUCUUGUCACCAGAAAUAGUUCAGAAUAAAAGAAUCCUGGAAUGCCCUGAUGAAAGCCAGAUUGUACGUAUUGGUAAAGAAGACAGGUGUACUCUCAAGUUAACUGUGAAAAUUUUUGUGUAUGAGUUUGACCCUGUCCUGAUAAUGGAGGCCCUGAAAAAAGUUAUGAAUAAUCUGGGGGUAACACUAGUGGACUCUUUAAUCCUGGCUUUCCCUACAUUACCUGCACCACAGAAGCUGACACUUCUUCACAUCCAGCCUGUAUGGAAAAUCCUGGAAGACUUGGUGCGAAACGAGAGAGUGGUUACUAUUGGUGUUAGUGACUUGGACUCAGAUCAACUUCGUGAUUUGUAUGAAUGGGCAAAGAUAAAGCCAAGUGUUAACCAGGUAAACCUAGAGUCUUGCUGUGUUAUGCCUCCAGAAAUGACUAGCUUUGCCAGAGAAAAUGACAUUCAACUACUCACUCAUAAUGAUCCUAAAGUUCUUCUUCCUCCUGAGCAUGUCCACCAAGUAAUAGGGCAUGUUGUGGUUGCAGAUGACAGGCAGAAAUGGAAGCCAAGUUGGAUUGUUCGCUACUCAGUGAUGGUGAAAUGUCGAGGAAUUAUUCAGAAUAAAGGAUACAUUUUCUCUGCUCAGAAAGUGCUAUCAAAUAUAGUAGAGAACAAUCAAGGAGACCAUUAAAAAGUCUGUUUCUGUUCAUACACACACACAUAUAUAUAUAUAUAUAUGUAUAGAUAGAUAGAUAGAUAAAAAAUAUUAAUAAUAAAAAUGGUUUAAGCACCUAAACACAGAUUGUUUUCUUCAUAAGUCCUACAGGCUUUAGUGUAAUCCAAUGUACAUAUAUUUAUAUAGAUAGAUGUGUGUGUGUGUGUGUGUAGAUAGGUACAGCUACAUAUAAUACAUAAUAUCAUUAGUCCAUGUAUAUUUACACAUUAUAAAUAAAGUAACUGAAGACCAGAGACAAAUGUAUUAUCAAAGUAACUAUUCAAGUCAGGAAUCUUCAGUUCCACCUGCUGAGGAUGAAAUAUUUCUGCCAUCAAUCUGCAGCAAAAAAUAAAAUAAAACUGUGUUGUUGUUUUUCUUUUUUUUUUGCUGACUUAUUUAUAGGAUACAUUUUUCCAAAGUCAUGUGUUUACACUGUUAUGAUAGUUGACCACACACACACACACUCAGAUAUUAUUAAUUGCUGAAAUAAUGUGAGGAAAUAAAAACUAUUUUAUCAUUCUAGGAUAUAAAAGCUAAAAUUUUGUAGAAUUAUAAGGUUGUUUUAUUCCAUUAUUUCAAUGUUCACAACAAUUCAAUAUGCAAUAUAAGAAUUAAACAGUUAUUAAUGGCUGUCAUUUCAAUUGUGUGUGAAAUGCAAAUUGUGAAACUAAUAUCUUAACAUUAUCAUUGUUCUGAUUUUUUUAUUUUUGCAUACGUAGCCAUCUAGAUGUAAGAUUGAAAAUGAUGUAUAUUGUACAACAAGACAGAAUCUCCAGUACUUGAAAUUCUUUUAGGCAGGAUUAGAGUAAAUUAAUCUACGAGACUUUUUUUUUCCUUUUUACUAGCUAUAUUUUUGUGCACCAGCAAUACUAAGUUUGUGCUCUCGUAUACCCGAUUAGGUUUUAUUACUCAUCAAUAUCUAUACCAGCCUAAUCUCAAAUUGAAAUUCAUUUAGGCAGGAUUAGAGUAAAUUAAUCUAUGAGACCUUGGGCUUAGUUAAAUACAUCAAUCAAAAGGGUUUUACCUACUGAGUCCGAAACUGUAACUAGAUCUCAGAUUGGUCGAGAGAUGACAGAAGUAUGAGCUAAAACUUUGUACUUGAUAAAAAAAACAAAAAAAACUGAGCCAUUCUGUGAGCCAGUAUGGUGCAGCUAAAAAUUAAUCAAUAGUUACAAUUUUUAGAAAAAAUCACUGCUAGGAGGAAAAGUGGGGCAGUUGGAUUUGAUCUGUGUAGGGUGUAGAGAUAAGAAUUUUCCACCAAUUUCCAGAUUUCAAACUUUUUAAUAUCGCACAUGGCUAGUCAUGAGAUUCACAAUAAUCUGGGGAGAAGCUGGAGAAGGGAGGAAUACUUUAUUGCGUAUUUUACCAUUCCAUUAACACACUAAAACUCAAGCUUUUGUAAACAAAUUCCACCAUAUUUAGGUCUCGCACAACAACGUAUGCUCUUUGUUCAGAUAUUUUGUAUAGAAUUACUGCAAUUUUAGACCAUUCAGAAUCUAAUUAACACGUUUUCUUGAGCAUGGAUUUUUUCACAAGAAAUAUUAAUAUAAAAUUUGCAAUUUAAUUUAAAAAUUGCAAAGGUUAUCAAGCAUCAUGAUAAAGUGAGGGCUAGAAAAGUUGAUAGUUUGGUUUAAAAAACUAACUCGCCAAGUAGUAUUAACACGCUGUCUGACUUAAUACUUCCAAAGAAACUCACACUGUGAAAGAAAGCAUAUCUUUUUUUGAAACUUAAUAUUUGUGUAUAUGAUUGCUCCACUCAUCAGCAAUCUAAAUGUUUUCAGGUAAGUAUAUGAAAUUGGGAGAAUUAUGAAUGAUUAAUUAUUUGCAGUAUCAUCAAUUAAAUUAUCGGCAUCUGAAUAAUGCCAGGAAGAGUUUAAUUCUAGUGGUUCAGUACUGUUAAAAUAUUGAAGUCUUACAUCUUAUUCCUUGAUUGUCCUUUAUUCUAAUAUUUGAUCACUUUGUCAAACACUUGUAGGUUACAUUUUCUAAUUGAGUGUUGAAAUAUCCUUGUUUUACACCACCUAACUCGUCCCCUCGGAAGGCACAGCAGAUGCUGUAACAAAACAAACACUACCUAAUUCCAAUAUUUAUAACACUGGUUUGGUUUUCAGGAUAUUUAACUCAACUUUGAAAAAAUUAUGAAAUUGAAAUACAAAUACCUUAUGAUUUUCCAAUAACAUAGAAGUAGAAUUUUACAUAUCUAGUAAUUUUUUCUUUUUGAAAAUCCAGGGGGUCAGAUGACCCCCCCUUGCCCCUUUCUGUGUGUGCCCAUGUAUAUGUAUGUAAACACAAGUUUUAUAUCUAAAGUGUAUUCUUGUUAGAACUAAAAUGUACUAUAUUGUAGUUUCUAUUGUAUUAUGAACUUCAUUUUCAACUAUAUAAACACUGAUGUGGUACUUUAUUUUUGGACCUGAACAGUAGCUUUGCAACAUUUUAAUAGUGCAAAAAAUUUAAAGAUUAUUGUGUUAUGAAUAAAAAAGUGGUCCAAGUAUUAGUCACCACUAAUAGAAACUAAAGAAAUUGUCUGAUCUUAUCAACACAACUUACUGGUUUUGUAAUUGGGGUUGUAUUCUAUUUAUCAGUUGCUGAUUGUUGUUUGGUGAGCAACAUUGAAGGAACUGAUACCAGGCAAGCCUUUUAAAUUUUAGAAUGAAAUUUUAGUUACUUGUGAUGUAACUUUCAAUGGACUGUAUCAGUUAAUUCUUAACACGAAGUAUAGAGAUUUUUGUCACAUUGUUAUUUCAAAAUAAUUCAAAUCAAACUGUGUUAUAUAUAUGACAUUCCUUUUUUUCUUCUAUUUUCUAAGGGUUGAAAGAAUAUAAAUUGUGCACCAUAGUCCACGAAUUGUAGGAACUUCAGUUCUUUUAAUUAUUUGAAGAUUAAUUUUAUGUAACACAGUAAUGUAUUUUGCUUAAUGAAAUGAUGUUUUUUGUAAAUUGAGUACAAUGAUACAAAAAAAAAGUUUAUUAGCCACAAGGUACAUUAAUAGAAAACUAUUCCUGCAAUAAAUCUCAAGAAGCUUGUUAUUUUUGAAAUUAAAAUGGAUUUAUCUUGUCAGAAGCAAGGAAUUUUUCAUAUAGAAAAAAUAAAACUUGUAUUUUUGUGUUACCUAGAGGCACUAAUGUCCAUUCUGAUAACCUAAACUAGUUGGUUUGUGAUGCACAAUUGCACACUCACAUCAUCACAACCUCAACUGAUUAUUGAUGUGUAGUGGCAACAAUAUUAUUACUGAUAACAGGUUGAUGUGAAUUCAAAAACUGUCACAUACCUUAGACUCAUCAGUUGAGACAUACAAUUUCAGUACAGUUAAUUGCAUUGUUGUAUUAUUCCCAUGCAUAAUGUAAUUUACUGGGAUGACAUGGAUGUUUUCAAUUGUAGUAAAAAUGAAUGAUAAAAAUUUCCUUUUCCAGUUAGUGUAUGUUGUUAAUGACAGUUCAUUAACAAACCUAGAACAAAGUACACAGUUCAACCCAGUUAUACAAGUGAAGGGGCAGUUGGGUCUUUUAGACACUAUCAACUUGAACUGUUCUCUCUUGAUGUUUUAAAGCAUGCAAAAUCAACAGAAAAAUAUUAGCAUUAGAAAAACAAAAGUAUGUUUGUGAUAAGUGGGGUUAUUGGCUACAUUUAUUUGUUAGUCAUGUUUAAAAACAGAGCACUGAACUUACAACAUGCAGAUAAUUCAUGCUACAUUUAAAUAAACACACACACGUGUAUAUAUAUAUAUAUAUAUUUUACAAGUGAUAUUCAUCUUCUUGCAUAUAAGGUUUUCUAUUAAGAAGUAGCAUAUAUUACUAAAAGUUAAGUCAGAACUACAGUGAAACCUCUUACAGUUAUUUUACUAGAAUACAGUACAAGAAGUCUAGCACUUCUGUAUACAUUUAUCAUUGCUCCAUAUGACAUUAAACUUACCAUUGAACAAGUGUAUUUUACAGAAAGUAUUACGCCCGCACUGGAAAAAUGUAUGUCUCUGCUCUAGAGGACAUUAAGCUCCUCAUGAAGCAAGUGUAUUUUAAAGAAAGUAUUAAGCCAGUACUGGCAAGUGUAUUUCACUGCUAUGGAUGACAUUAAGUGUGGCAUUAUACAAGUGUCUUUUUCUGAAAGUAUUAAGUCAACACUUGACAAGUAUAUUUCACUGCUCUAGGUGUCAUUAACCUCACCAUUAAACAAGUGAAUUUCACUGCUGUAGGAAACAUUAACUUUCAAAUUACCAAUCUGUUUUUAUUUUGUUCAUAACCUUUGGGGAACAACUUAUGUUAUAGUGAAUGAUUUUAAGUUAUUGCUUACUACAGCACUCAGUGUAAAGAAUUGGACAAAGUUAAUUAUUUUCUAUGUGAAAUACACAUAGGAUUAAUUGAAAUAUCCAUGAUAUUAUAAUUCAUUUUUACGUGACUUAUUAGAGACCAUGUAAUAUGUUUAAAAAGCCAAUUGGUCCAUAAUGGAUCCACUCGGUACUUCUAGUGUUCAGUUAAUCAACUACUAUAUUACUAGUAAUUAGUAUUAUUUACUUUCCUUUACCCAAAAUAACUUUACAAAUCACAUUAAACAGGAAAUACUGUUUGAAAUAGGUAAACCAGUUUAAAAAACAAAUUAUUCUGUAUUUUCUUUUACUUAAAUGAGGUUAGAAACUGUAAAAGGGUAAAAUUGCAAGUGUAAUUACAGUAGUUUCAUUAACUUACUGAUUAAUCUAAGUGAUGAAUCUUGUAUGACAUACAGUUAACGUUGUUAAAUACAUAGUUUUUAAUUUACUUGUUUCUUUUUUUUUUGCAAGUUUGUAAUCAGUUAAACAAAUUAUUUGGAAUUUUAAAAAUAAACUGAGUAUGUAUAUAAUUCUAGUGUAAACUCCCAGUACACGACUGAUCCAAACACGAGAGUUUUCCAGUUGUUAUUGGCAGAUUUCAGUUUCUUUCUUUUUUAAGCUCAGGGUGUAAUUUUUACUAUUAAUUAAACAAAUUAGUUACUGAUUAUUACCUAUUGUUAUUUACCUUUUAAGAAAAAUGUUCCAUGUUUGUAAUUUAAUAAAUCAUAACCUUGUUUUUCUGCUCCUGUUGCAACU